Ixodes scapularis (black-legged tick) is the source of this 1287-nucleotide messenger RNA. Its product is annotated as glutamate-gated chloride channel subunit beta-like. Gene Ontology annotation, molecular function: extracellular ligand-gated monoatomic ion channel activity; transmembrane signaling receptor activity; neurotransmitter receptor activity. The transcript has 2 exons. NCBI's taxonomy places the organism in Eukaryota, Metazoa, Arthropoda, Arachnida, Ixodida, Ixodidae. Gene Ontology annotation, biological process: chemical synaptic transmission; regulation of membrane potential; nervous system process. Gene Ontology annotation, cellular component: synapse; membrane; neuron projection. The record is from RefSeq and is a predicted model, not a curated record. Bases 1 to 1287 code for a protein of 428 amino acids.
AUGAGAGCACCAGCGCUCCUGGUUUCAAGGGCGUCUCCUGGCUUCGAGCUGGUGCUCCUGCUCCUGGGAAUUCUGCGACCUUGUGCCACCCAAGCGCUGUCUCCAGAAGAAGACCUAUACAAGAGAUUUUUCAGUUCGAGUUAUAACAAGGCAAUCGCACCCAAGAGCCCGGACACAAAUGGCAGCGAGGUUUACGUGCAGCUAGAUCUCACUUUCGUCAGUGAUGUCAAUGCCCGGAGCCUUGACUUCGACAUGCAAACAUGGGUGGCCUUCCUCUGGAAAGAUACAAGGCUCAACCUCGAAGCAUUGCGGACCUACGAUCCGCCCAUCCCCGUUUUACCAGAUCACUUGGCCAAAGGAAUUUGGCAGCCCACCGUUAGCUUCGACCGCGCCGGAGACGCGGUGGCUUUUGAUCCGGCUGACAUCUUCAUCAGGAGCGACGGCUACCUCCUGUCCCUCCGGCGAAUCAAUUUCCACGUUCACUGCUUCCACGAGGGUUCAGACACAGGAUUAGACUCGCAGCCCGAAUCGGGUUCGACGGUGUGCGACUUCCUUAUCCGGCUCCUCUACGAAGCCGACUGCAACUGCGCCCUCAUCUGGGUCGGUGACAAGGUCAGUCCGUUCUACGGUGUCCUGGAGAGUGUCGUCAGAAGGCCCGAAGCUCGUCCGUUGGUCAGCGUCCUUGUUGCAGUCGAGCCUUCCAGCUCUACAAAGUCGGGUGGCACCCCCGGUUCCAACGAGACAAUCUUUGCGACAUUUAAGUUCGUCAGAACAUCGUGGUCUUUCCUCACGAGCGCCUACCUACCGUCUACACUUACUGUCGUGGUGUCCUGGAUGUCGUUCUGGGUGGACGUGGGCGCUGCCAGCUCGAGACUCACGUUGGGCAUUGCUUGCCUCCUGGCCAUAACUGUCCAGACGGGACUUGGUCGUAUUGCGAAUCCGUUCGGUUCGCAAGUUCGCCCCGGAGAUAUGUACACGUUCAUGAGCACGAUGAUGAUUUUUCUGACGGUUGUGGAGUUUGCCAUGGCUCACGGAGCGUACCGCAGUCAAGCUGAGGUGCAGAAACGUGGAAGUGAGGAUGUCGUGAGUCAGCCUAGCUAUCGCAUUUGCAAGAGCCCCAUGUCAAAUGAGGUGUGUGUGGUAUGUGACAAAGCUACUCAGACAGAGACGUCGUACCUGGCUUUUAAAACUACCGAUCUCGAUGAACUCUCCAGACUGCUAUUCCCGAUUGCUUUUUUUAUAUUUGCUUGUUUACAUAUGGUGUGGUACGCCGGAAUUCCAGAGUGA